CUUAAUAAAUAGAUGGAAGGCUAAUUAACAUUGCUGUAUAGGCCGGAGCUUUACAAAAUGUCGAUGAGUUUUCUCGAUUUCCAGUUUGGGGUUUCACGAAAGUCGUCACUAAAACCAACCCAGUCGAGCAACUCCACGUCACGGUCUUUCCAGCCAAGCAUGGAGGAGAUGAGAUGGGUGUUCGAUAAAUUUGACGCCAACAAAGAUGGGAAGAUCUCCCGCGAGGAGUACAAGUUAGCACAAAGGGCACUGAAUAAAGGAAUCCCGGAAACGGAGUUGGUCAAGUUAUUUCAGACCAUUGAUUCUGAUGGAGAUGGGUUCAUUGAUUUCAAAGAGUUCAUGGAAAUGUUUAACGUGGGUGGCAGGGUAAAAGCGACUGAGAUUCAGAGUGCUUUCCGAGCGUUUGAUUUGAACGGCGAUGGUAAAAUAAGCGCGGAGGAACUUUCGCAGGUUCUGAAAAAGCUAGGAGAAGGUUGCAGCCUCAAGGCUUGCCGGAAAAUCGUGAAAGCGGUGGACACGAACGGGGAUGGUUUUAUUGAUAUUAAUGAAUUUAUGAGCAUGAUGGCAAGCGGCAAGAAACUGCCAUGA
Corylus avellana is the source of this 588-nucleotide messenger RNA. Lineage: Eukaryota; Viridiplantae; Streptophyta; Magnoliopsida; Fagales; Betulaceae. The record is from RefSeq and is a predicted model, not a curated record.